AUGUUUCUUGCUUGUAAACCCCCUAACUUUUUUGGAGAACGUGACCCUGCUAAAGCCAUAUGUUGGCUUAAAGAAAUUGAAUUAAGUCUGCAGACCAGUAAAAGUGCAGAAGAGGAUAAAGUAAUGUUUGCCAUAUCUAGGUUGUGGUCAAAUGCACUAUAUUGGUGGGAAAUUCUGUCAAGUUCGGAUCCAAAUAUUAUGAAAACCAUGCUAUGGGAGGAAUUUGUGGAAAAAUAUAUAAUUCAAUAUUGUCCUGAACCUGUUGCUCGAAAGCUAGAGGACGAUUUUCUUCGUUUGGAACAGGGAAAUAUGUCGGUUCGUCAGUAUACAGAGAUUUUUAUGGAACAAUUUCGGUUUGCCGAAGCAUAUUUUGCAACUAAAAGCAACAAAGUUAGGAAAUAUAUUUGGGGUCUGGUGUCUAAUCUCCGAAAAUAUAUGAUAUACAGACACCCAACUACAUUCCAGGUCGCGGUUGAUGCAGCAGAAAUCCUGGAACAGGAUAUUAAUCGCCAACCACAAGAAAGGGUUGGGGAUAAAAGGAAAGUGGAAACUGUUGCCACUGAUUUUCGUAGACCAAGGUUUACUGAAAAUCUGAAUUGA
Messenger RNA from Cynara cardunculus var. scolymus (artichoke), 600 nucleotides. RefSeq lists its product as uncharacterized. The transcript has a single exon. The record is from RefSeq and is a predicted model, not a curated record. Lineage: Eukaryota; Viridiplantae; Streptophyta; Magnoliopsida; Asterales; Asteraceae. Bases 1 to 600 code for a protein of 199 amino acids.